Molecule: messenger RNA, 597 nt
Organism: Naegleria gruberi
Lineage: Eukaryota; Heterolobosea; Eutetramitea; Acrasida; Naegleriidae
Exons: 1
Coding region: 1-597 (198 amino acids)
Source: RefSeq, a predicted model, not a curated record
AUGGGUGGAUUUGCAAGUACAAUUGUUAGAAAUAUUGAGGAUGAAUAUUCAUUCGAUCAUAAAUAUAAAAACAGAGUGAAUAUAAAACCACUCACUGAGGGAUACGGUAAUGGAGAUCGUGAUCAUUCCUAUUCAAGUUUAAUAGAUACUCCUCAGCAAAUACAUUUCUCUUCACCCUCAUCAUCAAUAUAUAAGUCUCGUCCACAUCAUUCUCCUCUAGUGAAUCAUCAAUCAUCUCCCUCCCGAUUUCAUAAUAAUAAUAUACAAGAUAUUCAUCAUAAUAUGGAUCAAUAUCAUCUUCCACCACUUAAUUCAAAACCAGAUUUAACUCAUAGAACAAUACAAUCACCAGUUGAUAAUAAUUUAUUUGCCUUAUUUAGACAAAAGAGAAAUUCAUUACCUGCAUUGAAUGCACAUCGUAGAUCAGCUUCACCUGCACCAUCAACGACAUUAUCAAAAGCACAAUCAAUGAGAGAAAAGAGAUCACAUAGUAUUUGUGGUCCUGUACCAGAUAUAGUUGUUGAACGAGUUCAUUUUAUACCAAACGAGAGAAGAAGACAAGAUGGAAACUUUUUAACAGUUCCAGAAAGACAUUAA